Capronia epimyces CBS 606.96 is the source of this 2427-nucleotide messenger RNA. RefSeq lists its product as uncharacterized. Gene Ontology annotation, molecular function: DNA-binding transcription factor activity, RNA polymerase II-specific; sequence-specific DNA binding; zinc ion binding. The coding region runs from base 1 to 2427 and encodes 808 amino acids. The transcript has a single exon. The record is from RefSeq and is a predicted model, not a curated record. NCBI's taxonomy places the organism in Eukaryota, Fungi, Ascomycota, Eurotiomycetes, Chaetothyriales, Herpotrichiellaceae. Gene Ontology annotation, biological process: positive regulation of transcription by RNA polymerase II; DNA-templated transcription. Gene Ontology annotation, cellular component: nucleus.
AUGGAGACAUCGAUAUCGCCCCAGUCGGCGUCGGCGCAGCGUGCGCGGAAAAGGAGCAAGGUCACGCGAGCGUGCGACACGUGCAAAGCACGAAAGAAGGCCUGCACGGGCGAAAUGCCCUGUAAAUUCUGCCUCUACUCAUCUCUGACCUGCACCUACAAUGUCCCAUACCACCGAGGUAUCGCUGCCGCCCCGGUGGCCUCGACGACGACGACGGCGACGGGCGGCGGAGGUGGUGGAAUACCCAGCAGGAAAAGGCCUCGUCCUCGUGGCCAUUCCUUGUCCACCUCGACCUCGACCUCGAGUUCCCAGGAUCCAAACUCCGGAGACGGAGACGAAAACGGAAACAGGUACCCAGGUCAAGGUCUCACUUCUGCCCAUUCUUUCCUGGAGCGAGCGGUGAGAAAGCUCUACUGCUCACGACGCGUGGUGGACACGGCGUCGGAGGACGGCCCUGUGUCGAUAUUCUCGUACGGCGAUCGACCGGGUCCGGCCCCGACCACGCAGAGGUCGGGGUCCCAGAUGCCGAUGCAAUGGCCGCCGAGAGCGGAGGUCGACUAUUUGGUCGCACGCCAUUUCGAGUUUGUGGCCCCGACCUAUCGACUGUUGCAUCGAGGCACGGUGGAAGGAUGGGUGGAUCUUGUUUUCAGCCAACAGCAACAGGACACAGAAAGGUCAAGACCGGCCACAGGGCUGGGUGUUUCGUCGGCCGCCAAGGCGAUCAUAUUGGCCAUGUGUGCCGCGGCGUCGUUGUUCUACAACGUGCAUGACCAUGACCGGCCUGGGCAGCAUGCACACGCUUCCCCGUCGGAUGGUCAUGGACAUGGCCAACCCGGCGAGACAUACUAUGAGAUGGCGGAGGAGCUUCUCGCGCACGAACACGGCCCGCCGAGUCUCGAAUCCGUGCAAGCGCGACUUCUCACCGUCUUGUACCUGCUCAACACGUCGCGCGUGAACCGAGCCUGGUUCAAAUUUGGCCCCACGGUACAACUGCUGACGGCGCUGGGCAUGCACCGCAAACAAGGGCAAGGACAAGGACAAGGGCGUGCACCACCCAGGCCGGUGCCGUCGGUGUCGUCGGGCCCGGUGACGCUGGAAUGCACCAAACGCGUCUUUUGGUGCUGCUUCCUCCUGGAUCAAUACUUGGGUCUCAUCACCGGCCGACCACGCCUGCUCCACGAGGAGGACAUCGACCAGGACUACCCGCGGCUCAUCAACGACGAGAAUCUCGACGCCCACGUCCAGCCAUCCGGGGAUCCAUCGCAAGGCCCAUCUCGAUCCCGACCUCGUCCCCUUCACCUGCCGGCGCGCGAUUGUCUCAUGCAUGCCCCGGUCUGCCACGCCAAAAUCGGCUGCAUCUUGGCCCAAGGCUGCCGACAGCUCUACUCGAUCCGGCGCAUCGACCGAGAACAGGAGACCGUCAUCAUCGGCUCCCUCAUGGACCAGAUCCGUCACUGGCACUCGGAGCUUCCUCCCUUGCUGGGCGACUCGGUCUGCCCCAGCAGCCUGGUGUCGACGUUCCAACGCCAGCUGACCGUCAUUCGCCUGGCGCGAUAUCAUGCCGUCAUGUUUGUGACGCGGCCACUGCUCCUUCGAGAUUACGCCACGACGGCGACCACCACCACCACUGAGCCGCCGGAAUAUCCCCUCCUCCGACAGUACCUCCGGUCGUGCAUCACGACGGCUCGGGACACGCUCGACUUUAUGCUCGAGCUCGUGCAAGAAAAUCUCCUAUUCCCGUCCUUCUGGUACACGCAGUACAUUGCCUUCAAUGCCCUCUCGAUCGUCUACGUGUGCCUGAUCCACACCAAAUGGGGCCGCAUCCCGCACGCCUGGUUGUUUGCCGACACCGACGCCGAAGCCGACGCCGACAUGGCGCUCAACCCGGCCACGUUGUACAGAUUGGCCGAAGAGGUCCAAUACCAUCUCGGCCAGGCCUCCAAGAGCAACGCCGUCGCCUGGAGAUACAACAUUGUGCUGGACACGUUGCGCGAGGAGGUGACGGCUCAAACUGCGAGUACUAGUACUGGUACUGCCACUGCCACUGCCACUGCCACUGCCACUGCUACUGCUACUGCUGCCGCCCUCCAAGACGAGGUCCGGUCGGCGCAGAGGUCGUCCUCCUCUACCCAGACCCAGACCCAUGCUGACAACAGCAACAGCAACAACAACAACAACCGGAACUAUCUCAAUCUAUCGUCCGUUUCCCUCCCAUUUCCAUUUCCACUUCCACUUCCGGACGAGAGCCACGGCGAAUCCAUCUUUGAAUCCUUCCAGGCUGCCGAGCAGCCCAUCAUGAAUUGGGAAAGCUUCCAGGACCCUUCGGUCUUUGAUCCCCGGGGUGGGGAUAGGGAUGCCUUGGGCGGGUUUUUCAUCCCGUCGGGUCCUUCUGAGGAUCUCGGCUUUGGGUUUUGGGCCCAGAGUUGA